CUCCACCCGAAACUUCUUUAAGCCCAAUAGCCCAGAGCUCUCUCUCUAAUCUCUGCUCAUCCCUCUCUCGCCUUCUGUGGAAGCACCGGUCUGGGUGUUAACGUCAUAAAGGCUUUGAAAAAAAUAGAUAAUUAAAAUCCCUUUUUCUCUCCUCUUCGUUGUUCUUUUUGUGGCAGUCCUGAACCUAUUCUAGCUUACUGCUAAUGAGACAAAGCGAGAGGUUCAGUUAAAGUAAGCCUCAGCUUCUAAUGGGUGGCGACGAAGAUAGAUGGGGAGUGGUACCACCAACAGUGGCUCCGCUAAACGGAGAGAGAGAGGAGCAAUGGAAGCACUUGUACAACUCAGUGAAUGCUGUAUCUUUUGGGCUCGUGGCCACUGCCAUUCUCAUAUCAAUGUUCCUUGUUAUGGCUAUCUAUGAGAGGUUUCUGAGGGCCAGAUCAACACCUUCCGCCGAAAGGCCACGUACGGAUCUCGAGGCCGCCCAGACGGUUUUCCAUGGAAAGCUUGAUUACCCUUCUCCCAAAAUGACAGUAUAUGAGAAAGGUGUAUCAGUUUUGAUGCCUGGUGAGGAAAUGCCCACUUUCAUUGCACACCCUGCUCCGGCACCACGUCCUCCUGAGCACAUCCCACUGUCUCUUCAUCAACACAAACCAUGAUUCGGUUCUUUCCCAGACUCAUUAUCAAUCUUAGAUCACAAUGAGACAUGAAAUAAGAUAACCAACUAGAACAUUAGGGAUUUCAUAAUACUCGAAUCAAGUUCACAUUCUUGUGAAAAUUCUGAAUCUGUAGCACUGUUGGCUAAAAUCGCAAUCACUUAAUGGAAGGCUGGGAUAAACCCAAUUUCAUCAUACAAUAACCAUUUAGAUUAUGCAAAAUAGGCUUUGCUUCUGUAAACCAUGUUGUAUAAACAAAACCUUAUUUCCAAAUUAUCUCCCAAUAAAUAUAUGACUUUGCUCUA
Molecule: messenger RNA, 958 nt
Organism: Carya illinoinensis
Lineage: Eukaryota; Viridiplantae; Streptophyta; Magnoliopsida; Fagales; Juglandaceae
Exons: 3
Coding region: 249-656 (135 amino acids)
Source: RefSeq, a predicted model, not a curated record